CACAACAGAUCAUGUCGUUUCUUUCCCCAUGCCCAAAAGAAUCCUCGACAUCGAAUUUGAAGAUUUUUCAUGUUUACAAACAGAAUCAAACUUUUAGGUUGAUACGAUGUCGGUUUACAUGCGAAGGGAAUUUGCAAAAAUGGUAAUUAAAUUUUUACGAAGUGGGAACAAAGAGGUGACACAAUCAGGGAGGACAGAAGCACUAGAAGAUAUAUUAACUUCAAAUAUCAGAUACAGACUUGUGACAAAGAAAACCCGACUCCAAGACCCACAGUUUUACAUCAGUGUAUCCGAUGUGAAGGAAACUGUUCCAGGACUUGACCAGAAACUGUUUACAGACAACCAAGCUAUUUCACAGGAACUACAUCCUUUACCUAUAGACAAAGCUGAUGAAACAAAUGGAAGAAUUAACUUCUUUAUAAAACCUUGUUAUUUAUGUAAUAUUAUAUUAAAGAAAGUUUUAUCAGAAGGAGAUACUUAUGGUUAUCAUGGAAUCAUUAAAGAAAAACAGACUAUUCUGGUUGAGUACAGUUCUCCAAAUAUUGCAAAACCAUUCCAUGCAGGUCAUCUGAGAUCAGCUAUUAUAGGGAACUUUAUAUCUAAUCUGUAUGAGGCUGUAGGACACAAAGUGAUCAGAAUUAACUACCUAGGUGAUUGGGGUACCCAGUAUGGUUUAUUAGCUCAAGGUUUUAAUAAAUAUGGAAAUAAAGAAUUCUUAAAUAAAGAUCCUAUGAAGCAUCUAUAUAUGGUUUAUGUAAAAAUAAAUGAAGACGUUGCCAGGGAACAAGAAAAUAGAGGACCUGACAAAAACGAGAAAGGAGAAACACACAGAAAAAGUCUAGAAAUAUUUAGAAACAUGGAACAGGGGACAGCACCAGAGGAUUUGCAAUUAUGGAAACAUUUUAGAGACAUAAGUAUAGAAAAAUAUAGAGAAGUUUAUCAGAGGUUAAAUAUAAAGUUUACAGAUUAUGAAGGAGAGUCUAUGUACUCUAAAAAGUCCUUAGAACUGAUAGAGGAGCUAAAACAAAGAGAUUUAUUACAUAUUGAUGACAUAACAGGAAAAGGUUAUAUAGAUAUUGAAGAUGAAAAAGAUAAUAUAAAAGCUGUCGUACAGAAAAGUGAUGGAUCAACUCUCUACCUUACAAGAGAUAUUGCAGCUGUACUAGACAGACAUAAAAGAUACAACUUUGACAGAACACAUUAUGUGGUGGAAGAUGGACAAGAUUUACACUUCAAAAUGUUAAAAGGAAUAUUACAGAAAUUAAAUGUGCCUUGGUUACAAAGAUAUGGUGACCAGAUUCACAUAAGGUUUGGAAGAAUAUCUAAUCUCAGUACAAGAAAAGGAAAAGCUGUAUUUCUAGACGAUAUUUUAAAUGAGGCAAAAGAAAGAAUAAUAAAAACAAUUCAUAGUAAACAAACCUCAAAAGAAGUAGAUAGUACAGAAACUGUAGCAGAUGUACUUGGUGUUAGCUCUAUUAUAAUACAGGAUUUAAAAGAAAAACGACUGAAUACUUAUAAAUUUAGUUGGGAUAAAGUUUUAAGUUUUAAAGGAGAUUCAGGAAUUGUGUUACAGUAUGCCCAUGCUAGAUUAUGUAGCUUGAUAGAACAGUGUGGGUAUGAUAUACAAAGUACAGACUUCGACACUAAAUAUUUAACAGAACCAGAAGCUAUACAACUUAUAUUACAUAUAGCUAGUUAUGAGGACACAGUGGAUAAGUGUUUGACCAGCCUAGAAGCAUGCCAUCUUGUCCACUAUUUAUUCUCUUUAAGCAAAUUUAUAAGUGUUGCUCAUCGUAAUUUAAAAGUAAAAGACCAACCUCAAGAAAUAGCUCGGGCGCGUCUUCAAGUUUUCAAGUGUGCUAAAACAACUCUUGCCAAUGGUAUGACACUUCUAGGAAUAACACCUUUAGACAAAAUGUGAUAAUGUUUUAAUAAAAAAUAGAACAUACUA
Messenger RNA from Mytilus trossulus (common blue mussel), 1951 nucleotides. RefSeq names its product probable arginine--tRNA ligase, mitochondrial. The transcript has 19 exons. Gene Ontology annotation, molecular function: arginine-tRNA ligase activity; ATP binding. Gene Ontology annotation, cellular component: mitochondrion. NCBI's taxonomy places the organism in Eukaryota, Metazoa, Mollusca, Bivalvia, Mytilida, Mytilidae. Gene Ontology annotation, biological process: mitochondrial translation; arginyl-tRNA aminoacylation. The record is from RefSeq and is a predicted model, not a curated record. The coding region runs from base 107 to 1921 and encodes 604 amino acids.